Molecule: messenger RNA, 640 nt
Organism: Brassica rapa (field mustard)
Lineage: Eukaryota; Viridiplantae; Streptophyta; Magnoliopsida; Brassicales; Brassicaceae
Product: pentatricopeptide repeat-containing protein At1g64100
Molecular function (GO): protein binding
Source: RefSeq, a predicted model, not a curated record
GAUGUGAUGCUUCCAAGGGGAAUAGUCCCUGAUACAAUCACAUUUAAUUCAAUGAUCGAUGGGUUUUGCAUACAGAAUCGUCUUGAUGCUGCUGAGCACAUGUUUUAUUUGAUGGCUACCAAGGGCUGCUCUCCGAACGUAAUCACUUUCACUACUCUCAUAGACGGAUACUGUGGAGCUAAGAGGGUAGAUGAUGGAAUGGAACUUCUCCAUGAGAUGACUGAAACAGGAUUAGUUGCUGACACAAUUACUUACAACACUCUUAUUCACGGGUUCUGUCACGUGGGCGAUCUUAAUGCUGCUCAAGACCUUUUACAGGAGAUGAUUUCUAGUGGUGUGUGCCCUGAUGUCGUUACUUGUAACACUUUGCUGGACGGUCUCUGCGAUAAUGGGAAACUAAAAGAUGCAUUGGAAAUGUUUAAGGCUAUGCAGAAGAGUAAGAUGGAUCUUGAUGCUAGUCACCCCUUCAAUGAUGUGGAACCUUAUGUUCAAACUUACAAUAUAUUGAUCUGCGGCUUGAUCAAUGAAGGGAAGUUUUUAGAGGCCGAGGAAUUAUACGAGGGAUGCCACACAGAAGUAUAGGCCCAGAUACUACCACCUAUAACUCAGUGAUCGAUGGAUUAUGCAAGCAGAACCGCCU